UAGAGCAGUAGCAGUUAGAAGGGAGAGAGAGGGAGGGUGCAUUGGCAAGGAAAGAAGGGGAGGACGAGGUAGUAGUAGUGAGAGGAACAGUAGGGAAGGAGAAGGGAAAAAUAACAAACACUCUGAGUGCGCCGCUGCUGCAGCACCAUUCUUCUCCUUCGUCUUCUUCCACUUCUUCUAGCUCUCCCUCCCUGCCCCAGCCUUGCCUGCCUGCUUGUGCUUGCUUCUCUGCCUCUCUGCCUCUCUCUCUCUCUGCAUGCUUGCUUGCUUGCGCCUUCUCGCCCUCUCGCCUUUGAUUUCUCGUCUCGUCUCGUCUCGUCUUGUGUCGUUGGGUGUCGUCUCGAGAGAAAGCUUGAGAGGAGGAGGCAGUGAUUGCAUUGUAGGGAAGAGGGAGAAGAGAAGAGAAGAGAAGAGUGGUGGAGCAAUUGUUGUGUGGGUGCUGGUUGUAGAGUGGCGUUAUUGUGUCGAGGUCUUGGGAGUAGAGAUUUAGGUUUGUCUUUUUUUGAGAGGGGUUAGAUCUGGAUCUCGGAGUUGUUUAGCGUUGAUUAGAGCUUUUUUCUUCUUCUUUUUCUUCUUUUCUUUUCCCAAGGGGUUGGAGCAGGAGGGUGCAAUGGGGCAGCGGGAGGGUUUGGUACAAUGGCUUCUGGUGGUGAUGGUGGUGGCAGUGGUUUGUGUUGCUGGAGUGGAGGGGAGGACGCUUCUGAGUGCCAAGGAUCAUCGCUACAAGAUGCACGAUAGUGUGCCUCUGUUUGCCAACAAAGUUGGCCCGUUUCAUAACCCUAGCGAGACAUACCAGUAUUAUGAUUUGCCUUUCUGUAAGCCUGACCACUUCGUUCAUAAAUCCGAGGAUUUGGGAGAGGUCUUGGAGGGUGACCGCAUGGUGAACACCCGCUAUAACAUCACUUUCAUGGUUGAUAAGGCUGUUGAGAAUCUGUGCACCGUCACCCUUACACCUGCCGAUGUGAUUAAGUUUAAGAGAGCCGUAGAGCAUGACUAUUACUUCCAGAUGUUCUUCGAUGAUCUUCCAUUGUGGGGAUUCGUAGGGAAGAUGAAAGAAACGGAAAAUAGAGAACCUCGCUACAUGCUGUAUACUCAUAUCCACUUUGAGGUGAUGUACAAUGGUGAUCGUGUAAUUGAAGUAGCUGUGCGCACUUAUCCCAAUGAGGCCGUUGACAUUUCAGAAGAGAAGGACACUGAGGUUAAAUUCACUUAUUCAGCCCAAUGGGAUCGAACCGCAGUGACUUUUGAGAAGCGGAUGGAGAAGUACCAGAAACAUUCAUUUCUGCCUGAACACUUGGAAAUUCACUGGUUCUCCAUCAUCAAUUCUUGUGUAACUGUGCUACUACUGACUGGUUUUCUUACCACUAUUUUCAUGCGAGUACUCAAGAACGACUUUAUUAAGUAUACAAAUGAGGAUGAAGAAGAGCACGAGGAAACAGGCUGGAAGUACAUUCAUGGUGACGUCUUUAGAUUCCCUCCGUAUCCCAAUUUGUUUUCUGCAGUCAUAGGAAGUGGAACGCAACUUUUGGUCUUGGUUUUCUUCAUUUUCGGCUUGUCUCUUGUGGGUGUUUUCUAUCCGUACAAUCGCGGCGCUCUCAACACUGCCUGCCUUGUUAUCUACGCCCUGACUGCUGGAAUUUCUGGCUACGUGUCAGCACAUCUUUACCGUCAAAUGGGUGGUGAAAACUGGGUAAGAAAUCUGCUAUUGACAGGGUCGCUCUUCUCCGGCCCUUUGUUUCUAGUAUUUUGCAUCAACAAUACUGUUGCAAUCGGUUAUCGAUCAACGCAAGCUCUGCCCUUUGGAACGAUUGUCGUUAUUGCUAUCAUUUGGAUUGUCGUGACCUUUCCCUUGACCGUUCUCGGAGGAAUAGCAGGAAAGAACAAUAAGUCAGAGUUCUAUGCCCCAUGUCGAACCAAUAAGUAUCCUCGUGAGAUUCCCGCCUUGCGGUGGUAUCGUCGCACUGUUCCACAGAUGUGCUUGGCAGGUUUUCUGCCAUUCAGUGCAAUCUACAUCGAACUCUAUUACAUUUUUGCAAGUGUUUGGGGUCACCAAAUCUAUACUAUCUACAGCAUUCUGUUCAUUGUUUUCAUCAUCCUCAUCAUUGUAACAGCUUUUAUCACUAUCGCGCUGACAUAUUUUCAACUCGCUAUCGAGGAUCACGAGUGGUGGUGGAGAUCUGUGUUUUGUGGAGGUUCGACUGGACUUUUUAUUUAUGGAUAUUGCUUUUAUUACCAUCGCUUUCGAUCCGGUAUGGCUGGGUUGAUGCAGACAUCUUUUUUCUACGGCUACAUGGGCUGCGUUUGCUAUGGCUUCUUCUUGCUGUUAGGUUCGGUUGGAUACAGAGCCUCACUACUGUUUGUUCGCCACAUCUACCGUGCCAUCAAAUGUGAGUAGGCUAUUGUGAGCUGCUAGAGCUCUGCUCUUUCUCUUCAAUAGCCCUACAGGUUUUCCAGUUUUAGACUGUAAAGCUAUAUUAGAACUCGAUUUAACAACCUAGAGCAGCGGAAGAUGUUGGAGGCAGUUCAAAAGCCUUGGAAUCAAAUGCUGUGCAAAUCUAACAGUGCACUAGGUUUUUUCGUACAAAUAACUCCUGGGGAACAGUUGUUUGUAAAAGUCAGCUGUACAGUGUCUGUUAAUCUGGUAGUGAUUCACAGGGCAGACAGUUAUUUUAGAUUCUGCUCCUUCACAGUGAUGACUUGCGGGAAAAAUCGCUCAGUUGCGAGACAUCUGUUCAUAUUAUUGCCUUGCCAGGUGCAUUGAUCUGAAGUUUAUGUCUCGAAAGAGGUGCGUAUGUUAUGCAUGGAAA
Physcomitrium patens is the source of this 2807-nucleotide messenger RNA. RefSeq names its product transmembrane 9 superfamily member 2. Gene Ontology annotation, biological process: protein localization to membrane. The record is from RefSeq and is a predicted model, not a curated record. Gene Ontology annotation, cellular component: membrane. Lineage: Eukaryota; Viridiplantae; Streptophyta; Bryopsida; Funariales; Funariaceae.